Messenger RNA from Penicillium paradoxum, 564 nucleotides. RefSeq lists its product as uncharacterized. The record is from RefSeq and is a predicted model, not a curated record. NCBI's taxonomy places the organism in Eukaryota, Fungi, Ascomycota, Eurotiomycetes, Eurotiales, Aspergillaceae. The transcript has a single exon. The coding region runs from base 1 to 564 and encodes 187 amino acids.
AUGCAAGGCCGUGGCUUCUGGUGCUGCAGCGUAAACGGCACAAACUGCUGCGAUGACGCCGUACGUCUGGACAUGGGCCAAAUGAUCAACGUAUCCGUGACCUCAAUCACAUCCGAGGUAUCCUCUUCAUCAGGCUCGACCGAAUCCUCGCUCUCCUCAUCCGUGUCCUCCAAUUCUCCUUCUCCAAAAGCUUCCCCGUCAUCUUCAUCGACCAACGCCACAGAUACCCAACCCGAUACCGACAAGUCGCUGUGCAACACCGGCUCGGGCGAUAGCUCUACCUGCCCAGCAUCGAACACGACAGCGAUCAGCGCUGGACUGGGCGCUGGACUGGGCGGGUGUCUUCUCAUAGCAAUGAUUACGAUGCUUGUGCAGCGACGGAUCUAUAAGAAGAAUCUGCGGCAAAAGGAGGCGAUGAUUGAUGAGAUUGCGGCUGCGAGCUCGACGCAGCAUUUGGUUUAUCCUGUUUAUCCGCAGCGGGAGAAGAUGAUGUUUCCGGCCGAGUUGGGGCCGCGAGAUACGCGGAUUCAUGAGGUUGAGGGGAAUCGAGUCAAUGAGAAAUGA